This is a messenger RNA of Brassica napus (rape), 2878 nucleotides long. RefSeq lists its product as uncharacterized. The coding region runs from base 1518 to 2747 and encodes 409 amino acids. NCBI's taxonomy places the organism in Eukaryota, Viridiplantae, Streptophyta, Magnoliopsida, Brassicales, Brassicaceae. The record is from RefSeq and is a predicted model, not a curated record. The transcript has 3 exons.
UUGCAUGCAGAAUUUAAAUAACUUCUAGGGAUAAUGCAUUUUUUUUUACUGUAAGCAUAAAUGGUGGCUUUUGCAAUGGAAAGUUUUGAAGUGGUAAGAUGAUGUUUUCACCCGAAAAGUAAUCUUCGUUCUCAAUAAAUUUGGCGGAAUCUAAUGAAAUUAAAGAGAAGUAUUUUGUCACUAUCUCGUUCAUUCCACUCGCAGAGAACAAAAAGGAUGAAUGUUGUACUACAUAUAUGUGUGUGUGUGUUUGCUGUUGACAAAAUGAAAUAUUUUUCUUUUAUAUUUUCUUUGAACAACAUUAUAUGUCAUUUUCUUAUAGAUUAUAAGUCAAAUCCUUUUUGCAAGUAUAUAUAUGUGUGUGUGUGAAUUAAAUGAAAUUAUGAUAGUAUUCCUUUUUGUUAAGUUCUGAUUUAUAGUAUAGUAUUCCUUUUUGUUAAGUUCUGAUUUAUAGUAUCUUUAUCAAAAUGUAUUAUAAUAGUGCCAAACAGUUUUUUCAAUUAAUGUUUUUUUCAUUUGUCAAUAUAUAUUAUUUUUUUCCUCAAAAUUAUAGAAACAGUUUAUUUAAAUGAUAGAUAGGAUGAGUGUACAAAACUAUGGUAAUAAAUUUAUUAAAAUCUGUUCAAAGAUAUAAUUAAAUUGUAAUAGUAAAACCAUAAUUAUUUAAUGAUAUUUUACUUGUCAAAGUAUGCAUUAAUUGGCUGUGCAUAAACAGGGAAGUACAUUUAUGGUAUUGAAUUUUUAUAUUACUAUAAAUUCAUUGGACCAGGAAGAACCAUUUCAACAGUUUCUCAAAACAAUUUCUUAAAUAAAACCAGAAAACCUUAAUUAGUAUUACAAAAUAUAAUAUAAAAACAAAAAUGGAGUAGUUCUCCUUUGGGGAAGAGAGGUAGAGAGGCAUUUGUUUGUUCGUGUGUUCCUUCUUUGUGGGUUUAUUGACAGCGAUGAUGAUCUUCAAGUAUCUUUGAAACUAUCUGUGGGAGAGAGGGUUUCUCAUAACUGAUUUCGUGUAGGUUUGGGACAAAUCGAUUUUUUUUUUUAAUUUAGAUUGUGAUUUCUUCCCUGCCCUUGUGGUGUAUAGUAAGAGAGUGAAAGAGGGCAGAGAAUUGUAUAUUGGUUCCUUUGCUUGAUACAAUAUAGCUUUACUGAUGGAGAAACGUGAACCCUCUUUGGUACCUGAAUGGUUGAGAAGUUCAGGGAAUGGUUCUGGUGUUGGGAAUAAAAGUCAUAUUCAGUCAUCUUCUGCUCGCUCAGGUAUGCUCCAGUUUUAUAUGCCUCUAUAUUCCUUUUAAAACCAUUGUUUGAAUAGCAUCGUAACUUCAUAUCAUUUCCGUUUUCAUUUUGAUUUAGAUAAUAACAAGAGUAGGAACCCUAGGGCAGAAACCGAUGUUGAUUCAGUUCGGUCUCCUUUAAUCGAUCGGUCUUCUUCCACCGAUGCACGGAGGAGGUUUAGUAAUGGGUCUACCAAAAAUGCAUAUAGGAAUUUCAAUGUUCAAAGGAGAGGUAAAGAUCGGAGAAUGGAGAGAGAUAGGCCGAGCUACAUAGACCCAUGGGACCGUGAUUCUCGUUUCCCUUUCGGUACCUUCUUAAAUGGAAGGAAUCAAGAGCAGUCAAGACGAUCAAAUUCAAUGACAACAAGGAAACAUGACGACUACUUAGCUCAAGGGUUUACAAAUGCAACGAGUUCCAGGGAUUUUCCUAGGCUUAAAACCGAAGAGGGGAAUGAAGGAGACCCAGACGCUGUAAAAAUCUCAUCUUCUGAUCUAAGUCUUGCUGUUCAGAGCUUGUCUGUUGGUGACUCAGGCAUUACUGCUGGGGAAGGUUGGGCAUCGGCUCCGGCGGAGGUUCCCAAUGAUAUUAAGAAAAGUGGUUCUGACUCUGAUAUUACUUCGAAUACCUUAACGGGACAGACUCGUAACAUGGCUGAAGCAUUGCUGCAGCCUCCUAGAACUGGUGCAUUUCCUCAGGGAUAUUCAAUGAUAAAAAGACUUGAGGACCAAGCUCUUAAGCUAAUACCGGUUGUGCCUUCUGCACCAAAGGGCUCAGUAAGCUUUUUUUCCGGAGCUAUUAUUAUUUUCCUCCUCUCUUUCCUUGGGCUAUACUGUAUAUAUUUUGGUUUUAUUUAUCAGGUUUCCAUGACCAAACCAAUGGUUCGAAGUGGUGCAGUUGGUCUUGCUUCUUUUAGAAAUACCCACAAGCAUUCCUCGAUGCUGCUAGGCAAUAUUCAUUCUAAUUAUGGUAAGCCUGAUAGUAAGCUGGUAAUUCUCAACCCUGCGGGCAAAGAAUCUGGAGGUCCAAGUCGUAUAACCAACAGCGUGGCAGCUGGUUUCCAGAUGAUCGCUGCUCCAUCUGCGCCAUUCAUUACUUCUGUGGCUCAAACGCAGAGCAGGAAUGCGUUUUACAGUGCUUUGAAGAAGAAGACAUCUACAAACAUCUCAACUAGCUCUUGCAUCUUCCCUUCUGUCGAGGAAAAAUCAGACAUCUCUAAGGAGCUUGUAGCUAGUAACCCUUCAAGUGUGCAUGCUGCAGAAAGAGAUGGUGGUUUUGAACCGGCAGACCUUCCAGAUGAAGAAGAGGCUGAGUUCCUUAAAUCCCUUGGGUGGGACGAAAACAAUACUGAGGUAGAAGCCCUUACAGACGAGGAGAUCAGAGCUUUCUAUGAACAGCACAAGAAGUUGAAGCCAUCACUGAUGAAAAAGCUGCCUAUCAUUAAAGAGGCAACUGAGGACGCAACUCUCAGCUCGUGAUCCGAUUUUGAAGAUAGUUUUCUCAUUUCUCUUUCCUUAUUUUGGUGGUGGGGAGCUUCAGUUGCACUAUGAGUGUUGUUCUACUUCUUCAGAAAAGCAACAAAAUUGAGUAUUUGUACAUCUUUUGGUCU